AAAAAUUAUAAAAAAUUAAGUAAGUUUGGAUCAGUUUUAUAUAUGAACCAAAGGUUGAGAGGUGAACUGAAGCUAACAUUUCUCAGGCACAUCCCAUCUUGACCGCAAUGGCAGAGGCAAUCGCUACAACAAAGAGGUAUGCAGUUGUAACAGGGUCAAAUAAAGGAAUAGGGUUUGAGAUAUGUAGGCAAUUAGCUUCUAAGGGAAUCAUAGUGGUGUUGACUGCUAGAGAUGAGAAGAAGGGUUUUGAAGCCCUUGAGAAACUCAAAAGUGAUGGCCUCUCUGAUCAUGUGGUGUUCUGUCAACUUGAUGUUGUGGACCCAUCUAGUGUUGCUUCCCUUGCUGAUUUUAUCAAGUCCAAAUUUGGAAGGCUUGAUAUCUUGGUAUGAUUCACAACCCAAUUC
Camellia sinensis is the source of this 404-nucleotide messenger RNA. NCBI's taxonomy places the organism in Eukaryota, Viridiplantae, Streptophyta, Magnoliopsida, Ericales, Theaceae. The record is from RefSeq and is a predicted model, not a curated record.